UCUUUCACCCUCUAGAAGACACACGUUGAGCUAAGUUGUCAACCACACUGGCACCAACCGCUCGACAGUCAGCGGCAAGGUGUUCAUCUUAUAUUUGGGUGAUAAGUUUUGGCAGUAUGAACGGAGCCGUAUCGGCUCGUUGUUCCGUGUAAUUUCAUCCUGCAUGGAGAAUAUGCUGGUUUUUAAUCUGCCAGAUCUCAGUCAGGAAGGAAGCACUUGAGCUGCAAACCUGCAGACCUGAGCUAACCUAUUUUUUUUUAACUGCUCCACGACUCUUUUUCACCGCCUUUUUAGAAAUGAGAGCGACGUUAGUCCUGCUGCAGGCCAUCUCAUCCUGCUGGCUGGUCAGUGCCACACUUUCAAAAACUGAUGCAAAGAAGUCUCAUAAAGCUGAGGCUGAGACAUCUCCAGCUGAGUUAUCUGUGUUGGAGAGAGGCCUUGUUGUGUCAGACCCACACUGGAAAGACAUAGUGAAGGAGGAAAAGAGACAUUGUGCUCACAUCAAGAAAACAUUUCAAGGACCAGUGCUGGGAUACAUUACACCUUGGAAUUCCCACGGUUAUGACGUUGCCAAAACCUUUGGCCCCAAACUGACCUCAGUGUCUCCGGUGUGGCUUCAGCUCCGCCGACGUGGACCUGAAACCUUUGACGUCACAGGACUCCAUGACCAUGAUCCAGGAUGGGUCAAAGCUGUGCGCAAGUCCAACAAAAAAGUCAGGAUGGUGCCUCGGCUGCUGUUUGACGGUUGGUCUUACCAGGACUACAUGAGCGUGCUGGGGAGCGAAGAUGAGAUAGAAGAGCUGGGAAAUGAGCUGGUGGAUGUUGCAAAGACUGAAGGUUUCGAUGGCUUCACCCUGGAGCUGUGGAGUCAGCUGGGCGGUAACAAAAGAAAGGAGCUGGUACAUUUGGUGAAACAUGUAUGUGAGACUCUGAAGGCUAAAAGAUUAGACUGCAUUCUUGUUAUUCCACCUGUUGUGACAAGUACAGGGCAGCCAGGUAUGUUCGGCAGGGAGGAGUUUGAACAGUUGGCCCCAGUGGUCGAUGGGUUCAGCCUCAUGACAUACGACUAUUCCAGUGGUGCCAGACCAGGUCCGAGUGCUCCCCUGCCCUGGGUGAGAGACUGUGUCCUCCAGCUUGCACCCAACUCUCAGUGGAGGCAAAAGAUCCUGCUGGGACUCAAUUUGUACGGCCUUGAUUUUGCAAGCCAGGGAACAGACCCGAUCCUGGGAGGACGGUACAUUGAGAUUUUGCGAGAACACAGGCCCAAACUUCUCUGGGAUGAAUAUUCUGCAGAGCAUUAUUUCAGUUACAAGAGGAACAAUGCAGUGAAGCAUGUGGUGUACUAUCCAUCACUGAAGUCUAUCUACUUGAGAAUCUCUUUAGCCACUGAACUGGGAACUGGAAUUUCCUUAUGGGAACUGGGACAGGGACUGGAUUAUUUCUAUGAUCUCCUAUGAGAGUUGGACUUGUUAGCGAAGACUGUGGACCUUGAAUCAUCAGCACAUGGAUUUGUUUUUUCUUUCUGAGACACAGCGCACCAAAAACUCAGGUGCUAUUUGCAGGUAUAAUUUUUCUGUUUCUCUCUGAGCAGGUGAAAUGAACUCUGAAAUGAGCCAUUGAAAGAGUUUGGUUAUUACUCAACCUGUUUGAGGGUCAUGAAAAGUGUUGGGAAAUCUUGUCAAAAUGAAUGAAACUGGGAUUUGUUUACCAAUCGGUACUUCAGUGUGUUUUCCUCCUGUUUAAUCAAUGAUAUUGUGGGGGGAAAAUCUACUUGUACAGUUCAGUCAGAGUGCAGUAACACAUCUCCAUUCAGCGACAGAAGGUGCAUGAUCAUCAGUGUGUAUCGAGUUUAAAUGGAGGGGGUAUAUUGUUGCUCAGAGGCCUUCAGAGUUCAUGUGCCACAGACAUUUUGUUCAGUCUGUUUUGCCUACAAACAUUUCUGCUCUCAGAUGCAGCUUUGCUUGCAGAGUAGAUGCAGCCUUUUUUUGACUUUGAACAUCCAUCAUCAAGAAUGCAUCUGCUCCUGACUCCCUAAGUUUGUUUUUCCUGUCAUCUUCAACUCAAGGCAUCUGAUUGUGUGGCUUUUAUUGAAUUUGUAAUAAGCAGCAGUGACAAGUAAUGAAGUUGUAUUUACAUUGUUGCCAAACAUCUGUUCUGACCCAGCAUCUUCCAAUAUUUGUCUGAGAUGAAUGUUUGUUUAAUUACAUGAAUAUAAAUGUGAGACAACUAAACUGUUGAAUUAG
This is a messenger RNA of Lates calcarifer (barramundi perch), 2243 nucleotides long. It is a transcript of the gene chid1, whose product is annotated as chitinase domain containing 1. Gene Ontology annotation, molecular function: oligosaccharide binding; chitin binding. The record is from RefSeq and is a predicted model, not a curated record. NCBI's taxonomy places the organism in Eukaryota, Metazoa, Chordata, Actinopteri, Centropomidae. Gene Ontology annotation, biological process: carbohydrate metabolic process. Gene Ontology annotation, cellular component: extracellular region.